AUGGAAAUUAUACAACCGAAGUUUGUGUUUAAUAGUUCAGAUGCUUCGAAAUUUUUACCAAAAGAUGAUUCUGGAAAUAACCUAGAUGAUAUAUCGAAGACACAAAAUAUUACAUCAUGCAAUCAAAAUCGUAUCAAUUUAAUAAAACAGACUAAUGGGCAAUUUGACAG
Molecule: messenger RNA, 170 nt
Organism: Acaulospora morrowiae
Lineage: Eukaryota; Fungi; Glomeromycota; Glomeromycetes; Diversisporales; Acaulosporaceae
Source: the annotation of a GenBank genome assembly